CGCCUCUGCACCAAUCACAUCGGCAAGUCGAUUCGGAGGGAGGAGACAUAGAUUUCUUGCCCAAAAAGACGAGCGCUACCGAUAGGUUUCUGUACUUUUGUCAACUUGACUACGGACCGCUGCUAGACAGCAGCAAUUAACGACUCAUCGCACCGAUCUCAGCCAACACUACCUAUCAAUCAUGUCGGAGCACGAGCAAGCCGCUGUGCCUGUCGCCAAGGAUGGUGCUAGAGCCUUGGAGCAGGGAGAGGACGAGCGUGCCACCAAGCGUGUUAGAAUAGAGGACUCGUCCGCUGUUUCAGAAGCACAGCCCAAGGGAAACACCACCAAAACCACCACCGACACGAACGGCCACCAGAAUGGCAACGCUGCCCCCGUUGAUGCCCGUGAUCGCCGUUCAGGUCUUGUUGCGAUCAAGAAAGAAUUCCUCGUUGACAUCUCCGAGCGCAAAUCUGAGGCUGCAGCUCCUGCUGCCAUGGACGACGACGAAGCCGAAGGCCGUGGAGGAAACGACCGUGGCGACGACAGAGAUCGUCCUAACAAGUUUAAAGGAAAGAAGAAGGGCAAGGGUGGCCAGAACAUCGAGCGCACCUUUGGCAAAUUCGACGAUGCCCUGCCUCUCUGCAACAGCCGUGCUUUCUACCCCGAAUUCUCGCCCCGCGAAUGCCGCUUCGGCGACGGCUGCCGUCUCUGCCACGACGUGCGCAAGUACCUGAGCGAAGGCCGCCGCGCCGACUCCGAGACGUUUGGGGGCAAAUGCCCAGUCUUCGGCAAGCAUGGCUACUGCCCAUCUGGAUGGAAAUGCCGCUUCGUCCGCAGCCACAUGGACGAGAUUGAGCGAGAGGACGGCCGCAAGGAGCUCGUUCUCAUCGACAACAGCGCUCCCGCAGCAAACGGCGACGCCGACAAGGCCACCGAGCGAUCCAGAGACGCCGAAGAAGUCCGUCUGGGCGUCCACAACAUCGUCUCCAUGGACGUCAAGAUCGAACUCAACCGCAAGCGCGUCGACUUCUCCCAGGCCGAGACGUACAUCAAGUGGCUCGACAGCGAGUCCAGCCGCAACAACGACCUACACCACAUGCGCAAAGAUGCUUCUGACGACGCCGCACAGGAGAUCCGCGCUCAGUUCGUCGACCCGCCCUUCAAGGCCUCCGAGAAGCGCAGACUGUACUUCGGCCCCGAGACCCCAACGCUCGCCCCCCUCACCACACAGGGCAAUCUACCUUUCCGCCGUCUCUGCGUCGAGCUCGGUGCGCAGCUCACAUACUCCGAAAUGGCCUUUGGCAUGCCUCUGCUCCAGGGCACCAAGGCCGACUGGACACUCAUGAAGACACACGACUCGGAGCUGUCGCCGCCCAAGUUCACCCCCGGCAAAACCUUUGUUUUUGACAACUACAGCAACGCCAACGACUUGAAGUUUGGUGCCCAAAUCUCCGGCAGCGCCCACUGGGUCGUCACCAAGGCGGCCAACAUUCUCAGCCGCGAGUGCCCCAAGCUGCGAGUCAUCGACCUCAACUGCGGCUGCCCCAUCGAUAUGGUCUUCAAGCAGGGUGGCGGUUCCGCGCUGCUCGAUGCCCACGGCAAGCUGGAGCGCAUGAUCCGCGGCAUGAACGCCGUCUCGGGCGAGAUCCCCAUUACCGCCAAGAUCCGCACCGGUGUCAGAAACAACCGCCCCACGGCGCCAACAGUCAUUGAGCGCCUUGCCUUUGGCGCCAAGGAACACCGCGAGCGCCUAGGUGCCCCUGGCUGUGCGGCCAUCACGCUCCACGGCCGUAGCAGAGAGCAGCGAUACACAAAGCUUGCUGACUGGGGAUACAUUGGCGAGUGUGCGGCACUCAUCAAGUCUUACAACGAGAAGAAGGAUGCCUUGACCGACACCAUUGGCGAGCCGGAUGCCAGCACCUUGCCCAACUCCAAGGACAGCCACAUGUACUUCCUCGGCAAUGGCGACUGCUACUCGCAUACCGACUACUACAAUGCCAUUGAAAACGCCCGCGUCGAUUCCGUCAUGAUUGGUCGCGGUGCCCUCAUCAAGCCUUGGCUCUUUGAGGAGAUUGAGAGAGGACAGUACCUCGACAAGUCUGCCUCGGAGCGUCUUGCGUACAUUGAAAAGUUUGUCAAGUACGGUCUUGAGGCUUGGGGCUCCGAUGAGCUCGGUGUCGGCUUCACCCGCCGUUUCUUGCUCGAGUGGCUCAGCUUCGCCCAUCGCUAUGUUCCUGUAGCUAUGUUGGAGCAUCUGCCACCCAAGCUCAACGAGCGUCCUCCUGCCUACCACGGCCGUAACGACCUGGAGACACUCAUGGCAUCCGAUGAUUACAAGGACUGGAUCAAGCUUUCUGAAAUGUAUCUCGGCCCUGUGCAUCCCGGCUUUCAAUUCAAGCCCAAGCACAAGUCAAACGCCUACGAAGCUGAAGGUUAAAGCACCAGGCAAUGGGCAUAAAUUCGAAACAAAACACAUUUUUUAAUAAGGGGAGCGAAAAUCACAUAUAAAAGCAUAAGGGGGCGGGCGUGGUGGGGUUGUAGUCAUGAAAUUGUUUGAAUAGAUUAUGAGAUACAAAAUAAACUAGAAAUGUCAUAUGACUAGCUUCAGUGGCCUGUGAUAGACCUGGUGUAUGUUUUUGUACAAAAUGAUAGUCCAUCAGACUCCCGAAAACGCCAACUAUCCAACAACGGCCGUGAGUAUUUACUCCAAAUUCGGCUCGUCAUUGCACUGAAAAGACACUGUAGAUGCAAAAUAUUCGUUUUACGAGUAGAACUGGCUGCGCUGCAUUCCGUCAGCACUGAAGGAAUCCAUACCGCCCGAUCCUGUCGUCAUGGUGCUUGUGCGGCUGUCGUCAGCAACAGCCUUGAUCUUCUUCACGUCCUGGCCAGGGCGCUGCAAGACCUCAAGGUAAGUCGAUGGAAGGUACCCGGUGCGGCCAUCGCGCGAACGGCACUGCCACCAUUCACUGGGCUGGCCCGCUGGGUCGUUCUUGUUAAGGACAGCAACGAGAUCGCCCUUCUUAGAUUCAAGCUCCAUACCAGCGUUUCCACCUUGGGAGGCAAAGUCGUAGAGCAAGCGGCAAAACUCGAGCUUGGACGGGUCAACAGGCUGCUGAGCGUCAAGAGCUUGCUGCUGGAGGCGGCGCUCUUCUUCUUCAUGAGACGCAGCUAGCGUUCGGAUCAUCUUGGACAUGAGAUAUGGAAGACCGAAGGCUGCGACCAGGAAGAACAGCAACGGCUUUCGGCUGGCGCGAGGGGGGCCACCAGCUCCAUCGGGUCCAGGGUUGCGACCUUCAAAUCUAGCAAAAGCAGCUGGUGUCAAAGCUGUGGCGUCAGCAGGUGGAGGUCGGCCCGUGAUCUUUGCGAGCAGAGUUCGAAUCCAUCGGAGGAUUGUGAAGAUGCCCAAAACAGAGCCUAGGGUAUCGCGCAAGUUUCCAAAUUGUUCGGCAACAGAAACCAUAGCUAUUACAAUGGUUAGCAGGUGUUAGGAAUGAAAAGAUUGUGAUAGGAGAUGCUGUCCGUACCGAAGAAGCUUGAGUGUGUAGCCAUAUAUGUGCUCUCAAGCAUUUGAGCAAAGCCGCCAAACGCCGUGACAAUACCCUCCAGCAUCUGGAAAGUAGCAGCGGUGCCAUGGCUAAAUCGGUUGGUAAGGCUGUUAGGGUCAUUUGGCAUACCGCCCAUGCCCAUACCCAUACCCAUGCCGCCAUACAUACCGCCACCAUAACCGCCAUAUCCGCCAUACAUACCACCACCAUAACCUCCUCCGUAGCUUCCAAAUCUAGAGUACGGGCUGGAGUAUGGCGACGAGUAGGCGCUGCCGUAACCGGUUCCGUAGGCGCUGUAUGGUGAGGCGCCGACGCCGGGGACGGCUCCCAUGCCACCGGCGACGCCUGUUCGGCUAUAGGCAGCAGCGUUCUGGUUUACUGUCGAGGCCAGGGAGGAUGGACGUUCUGGGACGGGGGGUGCUGUGGAAAGAGGAUUCGAUGCUUGUGUCGAUGCGGUUGAGGUGGCAGAAACUGGGAGAGAAGCUGUUUCAAAUGAGUUAGCAUGUGAAGGGAGUCCCGAGGACCUCGCGUUUUGUACGUACCAGCAGCGCCGGUGCUGGCACCGGGCCGUUCCCAUGGUUUAGGCGGUGAUGCCAUGGCUGUGAAUUAAUGUGAUGAUGUGGUGUAUAAGUGUUCGAUAAGGGAGGCGAUUAUUCGAUGAGGAUGGUGAGCCAGUGACUGAGGUCGGGGAGAUGCGCGCGAUCACAAGCGGCGGGGCCCGCGCUGAGUUUUUGCGAUGUCCGAGCAGGUGGCGACGGGCUUAAUUCAUGAAGAACCAAAAUUCGCAGCAGAUUGGAGAUUGCUGCGCAAAUAAUACCGAUCCUGCUAUCAAUGUAUGCAAGAACAGAGAAGCGAAGGAGGGGGCAGAUGCCGUGCGGGAUGGAGUUGUUUUGGUGGAUGGAAGAGAGGCUGAG
[Torrubiella] hemipterigena is the source of this 4441-nucleotide messenger RNA. The record is from the annotation of a GenBank genome assembly. Lineage: Eukaryota; Fungi; Ascomycota; Sordariomycetes; Hypocreales; Clavicipitaceae.